This is a messenger RNA of Suillus fuscotomentosus, 855 nucleotides long. RefSeq lists its product as uncharacterized. Bases 1 to 855 code for a protein of 284 amino acids. The transcript is spliced from 3 exons. NCBI's taxonomy places the organism in Eukaryota, Fungi, Basidiomycota, Agaricomycetes, Boletales, Suillaceae. The record is from RefSeq and is a predicted model, not a curated record.
AUGGGGAUUGCCAUCAAUUCUCUUACCAUCCCUGAAGACUUUGAUGUUUUCUUACCUAUCCACAUGGCGCAUAUGGUAGAUGCACCCGCUACAUCAGAUCUACCCAAUGGGAAAUACCGGCUUGGAAUACCAGACUUAGUACUAAUGCUUCAGACCCGCGAUGACAAUAUCCUUCCAUUAUGGCCAUUUGAGGUGUCUGUUUCGGAGACCUCUGAAAGUGCCGUUGAGAGGCUGCAGACUUAUGGUGAUCGGAAUGAGAACGUCAUAGCUGCCACCCAUAUCAGCAUCGUUGAAGGCCAGAAACACAUUCCACCCACGUAUGAGUGGGGCCUUCAGAAGGAGUUGGAUCAGAGGGGGGUUCAGCUCAAGGACUUGGCAUGCUCGGAAGAUGGUAGAGUCACAUCGUUCUCUCAUACAUGGUUCCACCCAACAACCGUUACCAUUACCACGUGGAUUCGCUCUCCUAACAAGCGAUUGGACUUGAACAUUCAUCAUGGUGCAUAUUAUGCCACCGCGGUACUCUACCCUUGUCGAGACGACCAGGGAUUAGAGAAGGUCCAACGCAUAUUCCGGCGCACGCUGGAGAGAGUCCGCGAUAAGGUUGUCAGCCACCUGCAGACUGAGCAUGCACAGGACCAAGUGCUCCUGUCCUCACUCGAGGUUGUAAGGAACUGGUCCCCACCAAGUCAGCUACUUGAUUGGAAACAAUGCCACAGGAAACUUCAGGGAGCAACAAAGCAGACAGGAUUCGAUAGGUACCGCUCAUGGCACAGCAAAUUCCUCAAGCGUGUUGCCGAUGAAGAGGAGGAGUCUGUCCCCAGCACUGGAACAAGCAAGAGAGCGAAGCGUGGUUAG